ACUGACAAGGUGGAGUGGGCGUUGAGGGCUUUUAUCCAAAACUUAGCUCUGGUUUGAAUCAAACCAGCUCCCAAACUACCUUCCAAUGGCGUCCUCUCUCUCCAUUUCUUCCCACUGUCAGCUCCCUUCGUCCCUCUCUUCUUCAAAGAGCAGUGUUAAAAAUAGUAACAACGGGAAACUUUCUUCUUCGCUUUUGGCCUCGCCGACCGGCAUUAUUGGUCUGUCUUCAAAGCUCAAUUACAUUCCUCUCCAAUUCCUCGCUCACAAACAGCCCCCACUUGUCACUCCAACACUAAGGCGUCUCGCAGUCAUUGCCAUGGCUCCACCUAAGCCCGGUGGCAAAUCCAAGAAAGUGGUGGGAUUGAUAAAGCUGGCGCUGGAGGCAGGGAAGGCGACCCCGGCACCGCCUGUAGGGCCAGCACUGGGUUCCAAGGGUGUCAACAUCAUGGCUUUCUGUAAGGAUUACAAUGCCAGGACCGCCGACAAAGCCGGUUAUGUUAUUCCCGUCGAAAUUACUGUCUACGAUGAUAGAAGCUUUACUUUCAUAUUGAAGACACCGCCUGCUUCGGUUCUGCUCCUAAAGGCCGCAGGUGUUGAGAAAGGUUCUAAAGACCCAAAGAUAGAGAAAGUGGGCAAGAUCACCAUUGAACAAGUGCGCACAAUUGCUGCUGAGAAGCUACCAGACUUGAACUGCACCAGUAUUGAAUCUGCGAUGAGAAUUAUAGCAGGCACUGCAGCUAAUAUGGGAAUUGAGAUUGAUCCUCCGGUUCUUGAACCCAAAAAAAAGGAACUUGUGUAGACUAUUUUGAUCUUUGUUCCCUCGAUUUUGCUUUAUUGUAUUUAUAAAUCAUCUUUGUGUAAAACUUUUGACAAAUUCCUGAUCUUAUAUACCAUGCUUUGGAUUUUGUACUUCUUUGCUGGAAA
Messenger RNA from Carya illinoinensis, 924 nucleotides. Its product is annotated as 50S ribosomal protein L11, chloroplastic. Gene Ontology annotation, molecular function: structural constituent of ribosome; large ribosomal subunit rRNA binding. The coding region runs from base 86 to 799 and encodes 237 amino acids. The record is from RefSeq and is a predicted model, not a curated record. Gene Ontology annotation, cellular component: ribosome; large ribosomal subunit. The transcript has 4 exons. Lineage: Eukaryota; Viridiplantae; Streptophyta; Magnoliopsida; Fagales; Juglandaceae. Gene Ontology annotation, biological process: translation.